CGCGUUUUCGUUGUUUAUUCUAUUUAUUAGUCGCUUAUUAAUGAUAUCUGAGUUAAUUUAUGUCAAGUUGAUAUAUGAGCUGCGAUACAACAAAAAGGUAGAGGUAGCAAACUUUAGAAUAGUUUGAAACGCCAGUCAUGGAAUAUGUAAUUGUGGUGGAUUGCUCAGGGAGAUCCCGACUUCAGAAUCUCAUUUUACUAAUGAUCUGAAGUCAUCAAAAGAAAGAGUCUUUACACCUGAAGUUAUUGGGGGCUAGACCUCGCGUCCAUUACAUAUAUAUGAGUUCUGAGCAAAAUAUGAACUUACUUCGGUUGUAAAGCUUCUAGAAUUGCCUUUGUUACGCAAGCGUAAUUUUUCAAACAUUGACCCUAUGGAGCCUGACAGAUUAAAUUCCCCAACAACAUUCGAAAUGCCGUUGGAGAUUUUGGGUCAUGAGUUGCAGUUUUCUCAGGAUCCUAAUUCGAAACACUUGGGAACUACUGUAUGGGAUGCAUCACUUGUGUUUGUCAAGUUUCUAGAAAAAAAUUGCAGAAAGGGGAAGUUUUCCCCAGCUAAGCUUAAAGGAAAACGUGUAAUUGAACUUGGGGCCGGUUGUGGAGUUUCUGGAUUUGGCAUGGCUUUGCUGGGGUGUGAUGUUAUAGUGACAGACCAAAAAGAGAUCUUGCCAAUACUUCAGAGAAAUGUUGAGCGCAAUAUUUCAAGGGUUAUGCAGAAAAAUCCUGAUUUAUUUGGUUCAGUUAAGGUUUCAGAGUUACAGUGGGGAGACAGGGAUCACAUCAGGGCUGUUGAUCCUCCCUUUGAUUACAUUAUUGGCACUGAUGUUGUUUAUGUUGAGCAUUUGUUGGAGCCUCUGUUGCAGACAGUCGCUGCUUUAUCUGGACCCAGGACUACAAUUUUGCUGGGCUAUGAGAUCCGUUCCACCAUUGUCCAUGAGCAGAUGCUUCAGAUGUGGAAAAAAACUUUUGAUGUUAAGACUGUUCCAAAGUCCAAGAUGGAUGAAACGUUCCAACAUCCUAGUAUUCAGCUCUUCAUAAUGGGAUCAAAACCUACGGCAGAGCGCAUAGAGAAUGCAGGUCUCGUUUCUGCUGAGAAAGCUGAUGCCGUACUUGAAACCAGUGGGGAAGACAAAAUUAGUGAGGAAAAUGUUGCCAAAGAAAAAGGGUCUGAUUUUGCAGAAGAAAAGGAUGACACAUACUCCCCGAACACAAAACACAGUGACUGGGAAGCUAGAAGAUAUGGCUCGAUGGCAGCAAGGAUGCUGCGAGACGUAAAAAUAACGUGAUUUUGGGAGUCAUCUGCUUUGUUUCUAUUAUUAAUGAAAACUUUGUAUCAACAUCAGCCCAAAUUUUGGGUUUCUACGAAGCUGCAAAAUUCAACGUGCCAGAACUAGAAAGCACUUGCGUAAUUCUAUCCUUGCUAAAGCACCUUGCACAUAUUAAAUAUCGUUCUGCAUGACAUGAGAAUGCAUGAAUGAAUUAUUUUC
Molecule: messenger RNA, 1483 nt
Organism: Prosopis cineraria
Lineage: Eukaryota; Viridiplantae; Streptophyta; Magnoliopsida; Fabales; Fabaceae
Exons: 10
Coding region: 371-1282 (303 amino acids)
Source: RefSeq, a predicted model, not a curated record